AUGUCCAGCACCUCGACUCCCGCGCAGUCGAAUCUUGCAACGGCUGCCGAAAGGUCGCAACGAUCGGUCUUCGUCGGCAACAUCCCUUAUGAAUCUACUGAAGAAGAACUCAAGACGUUAUUUUCCCAGGUGGGGCCAGUAGUCGGAUUCCGACUUGUAUUUGAUCGUGAAAGCGGCAAACCUAAAGGUUAUGGGUUUUGCGAGUUUAUGGAUCAAGAGACGGCAAUGAGUGCAUUGCGAAACCUCAACGGCUUUGAGUUUCAUGGGCGACUGCUUCGCAUUGACACUGCAGCUGGGGACCGAAGCAAAGAGGAACUACGGCAGCUGCAAAUGACAUUUGGAGGUCCUUCCGAGGAAAGUCCGUAUGGUCCUGCAUGCCCACCACAGAAAGCCCCCGAAGCGAUCUCACGUGCCGUCGCUUCUUUGCCUCCCGAACAGAUGCUUGAGCUAAUGAAGCAGAUGAAGUUGUGUGUCGAGAAUAACCCGAAUGAGGCCAGGAACAUGCUACUACAAAAUCCACAGUUGGCAUAUGGGUUGUUACAGGCGCAAGUCGUGAUGCGCAUCAUCGACCCACAGGUCGCAAUGUCCAUGCUGCAUCGCGACGCGCCAGUGCCUCUGCCACCCAUUCUACCUCCUCCGGUGAGCGGCGUCUCGAAUACUGUUGGAGCACCUCUAACUGUGACUCAAUCCAUGAUACCCCCCAUAAGUUCUUAUCCUUCAAAUAUGUCUAUUCCUGCUAUGCCUCUUGUUUCGGGCUCUUCUGCGGCUGUUGUCAUUCCGUCAGUCAGAGCCCCUCUGAUGUCGAUUGGUCCAAAAACUGAUGUAGAUUAUCGAAGUAUUCCAAUUCCGCCGCCUCUCGGCUAUCCACCAUAUGCAUCAUUGCAGAUACCGUUCACGAACAUGGGUGCCUUCCCAAGCGGAACUCGCAAUCCAGUCCUACUGAACGCGCCAGUUACUUCAGUGCAGAGGUCAAACAACGUACCGUCCACCGUUGCGUCCUCUAGUUAUUCAAACGUCGCUGCGGUUUCUUCCGAGGACCAGGAAAAGGCAGCGUUGAUUAUGCAGGUUCUGCAGUUGACAGACGAACAGAUCGCCAUGUUGCCAGCCGACCAAAAGCAGAGUGUUUUGUUGCUGCGCGAACAGUUGAAAGGCUCUGAAUCUCAUUAG
Molecule: messenger RNA, 1167 nt
Organism: Soboliphyme baturini
Lineage: Eukaryota; Metazoa; Nematoda; Enoplea; Dioctophymatida; Soboliphymatidae
Source: the annotation of a GenBank genome assembly